AGACAGUAAGGAGAGCUUGAAGUCAGUACUCCUCCAAUGAGAAGCUAAAACACCCACUGCUCUUGCUUCGAUUUGUGGGAAUCCCGGCGGAAUUUUGGAUUUAUUUAAAAACAUGGGAUUUGAGUUGGAUCGGUUUAAAGGGGCUGUGGACCCAGAUUUUAAAUGUAAUUUGUGUAAUAAAGUUCUAGAAGACCCGCUCACUACUCCGUGUGGUCACGUCUUCUGCGCUGGCUGUGUGCUGCCUUGGGUUGUCCAGCAAAGCAGCUGCCCCGUCAAAUGUCAAAGGAUCUCCACGAAAGAGCUGAACCACGUUCUCCCUCUGAAAAACCUGAUUAUGAAGCUGGACAUAAAGUGUGACAAUCAUGCCAGAGGCUGUGAAAAAGUGGUAAAGCUGCAACAUCUGGCAGAGCACGCCGAGAUGUGCGAUUACUCGCCGGCAAAAUGCAGGAAUAAAGGAUGCAACGAGGUGCUCAAUCUGAAGGACAUGGAUGCACAUAUGCGCGAAUCGUGUGAUUGCAGACCGGUCGGGAUAUGCGAAAAUGGAUGUGGCUUGAUGCUCACCCACAAAGAGCAAAAACUAGACACCCAUUGCUGUUUGAAAGCCCUGAAAGCACACAACAGUGCAUUGCACGUGAAGGUGGUCAGCUUGGACAAAGAGUUCAAGAAGCAAUCUUUGAAAUCGAGCAAAAGAGAGAAAUCUCUUCUUGCUCAACUCUCUGCUGUGCAUAAUGAGCUACAAAUGACAGCACUGAAGUAUCAGAAGAAAUUCACUGAAUACAGUGCAAGGAUCGACUCGCUGACUAAGACCCUUGCCCCCCCGUGCAAGGGUGGGGAGACCAAAAACAUCACAGCCAUCCUUCAUCGGGAGGGCGGUUCUCUGGGCUUCAACAUCGUGGGAGGACGACCAUGUGCGAACCAUACAUCAAGCUCAACCCAAAGAGAGUCCAGAGGAUACAGUCAACUUGCUCGCAGUGUUUUUAAGGCUCCGGAUGAAUUCAUAAAGAGGUCACCAAAUCCUCUACAAGAAACGAUUGAUUCGAACGGAAAUAACAUAGAGGCUUUGCAGCUUUUGACACAUGGCAUUUUCAUCCUUGACUGGGGUUGAUAUGAUGGGGAGGCCAGGAUGGGUUGGAUCGCCAGGAUAACUAUGAUUAAGGGCUGGCCUUUGUAGAAAAUAGAGGGUCUAAAUGCUGGGGGAUUCAUGGCAAAGCAUCGGGCCUCUCACACUGCCCUGUUGUGACAUUCCGUUGGCACUCCGGGCCAUUUUUUUGGGUGCAUCGUGUUGGUUUCACAGUAAACACUGUGCUGUGAUGAGCUCGGAUAAAAGAGGAAGCAGACCUGAAAUAAUGAAUUACAGCAUUCACAGCUUGAUUUCUGAGGUUUCUUUAAGUAUUCCAUAAAAAUAUAGCACAGUAUUGCACGACUUGGCAGAGGUGCGGGUUGGAUUGAUGUGGUUUUAAGAGGAGCUGAGAUGGAUGUUGGCAGUGGUUUUGUUAAGCCAAUCAUAGCUUUUUCAACUCAGGGGUCACAGCCUCACCGAUGGACGCAGAGUGUACCCAUCCAACACAUCCAUUCAACAUUUAGCCCCUCUAAGGGGAUGGGUCGUAGUUGCAAUCUCCAGCCCUGGGAAACAUGUCAACUGGCAGGCCAUUUUGGCACUGGGGUUGUGUGGACCACAAUAUUAAGCCCUGUGUAAUGUGCACCUGCAACCCACUAGUGAGUCACUGCGGGCUGUUGAUCCAUGCGGUUAAUCGCUGGGUUAAUCCAGGCUGCGUUGAUGACUGUGGUUGUGUUCAAAUGUGACUGCAGGGUGUCUCUGACCCUGAUUGGUGAGAAUGGGUAAUGGGGAAACCAUUUAGAAUUGUCUGCAUAUUAUCCUGAGGACCUUUGGAAGUAGGUUAGGCAGUUUUAGCAAGAGACUUGUUUAAUAUUUUAAAGAUCUUAUUUUUUCUGAAGAAUUUGAAGUCGAUUAUCAUGUAUUUUAGUUUAAUUUUUUUUAAAUGUAGUCAUCUUCAAUGAUUUCUUAUCCAAUUUGAUCCAUGUGUAAUCUGAGAUAGUUUCUCCCACAGGACGACCAUGAUGGCCCUUCAAAUGAAGGGAUCUUUGUAUCUAAGAUUGUUGAGAACGGACCAGCAGACAAGGAGGGAGGCCUUCAGAUCCACGACAGAAUAAUGGAGGUGAAUGGGAAGGACCUUUCCAAGGCCACCCAUGACCAGGCAGUGGAGGCCUUCCGCACAGCCAAGGAGCCCAUCAUGGUCCAGGUACUUCGCCGGGCCCCCCGCCCCAAACCCUCCAGCCCUGCCUCAGACACCCAGGUGGUGGACAUCAGCACCCAGACAGACAUCACCUUCCAACACAUCAUGGCCCUCACCAAGCUGCCUGCCGCCGCCCCCACCGUGGCUGUGUUGGAGCAAUACCUCAUGCCCGAGGAGCAUUCCCCCGGGCACGAGUACUUUGACCCCAAUGAUUUCCUGGAGGGUAUGCAGCAGGAGAUGGAGCGAGAGGAGCUGGAAUAUGAGGAAGUGGAUUUAUACAGAGCCAACAUCCAGGACAAGCUUGGGUUGACCGUCUGCUACAGGACUGAUGAUGAGGACGAGACUGGGAUCUACGUCAGUGAGAUUGACCCAAACAGCAUCGCUGCAAAGGAUGGCAGGAUCAGAGAGGGAGAUAGAAUUAUCCAGAUCAACGGGAUUGAGAUCCAGAACCGGGAGGAUGCUGUGGCUUUGUUGACCAGUGAGGAGAAUCAGAAUGUGUGUCUACUGGUGGCCAGACCAGAGAUCCAGCUGGAUGAGGGCUGGAUGGAUGAUGACAGGAAUGACUUCCUGGAUGACCUCCACAUGGACAUGCUGGAGCAGCAGCACCACCAGGCCAUGCAAUUCACCGCCAGCAUGCUGCAGCAGAAGAAGCGUGAGGAGGAUGGUGGAACGACUGACACAGCCACCCUGUUGUCCAAUCACCACGAGAAAGACAGCGGGGUGGGCCGCACCGACGAGAGCACACGCAACGACGAGAGCUCUGAGCAGGAGAACCUGGGGGACGACCAGACUGCGGCCUCCAACACGCUGGGCAGCUGCAGCCGCAGGAAGCUGGCCUACAGCCAGGACACCCUGGGAAGCAUUGACCUGCCCUUCAGUGGUGAGUCCUUCAUCUCUGCAGACUACGACCACGCUGACUUCCUGGGUAUCCCCGCCGACGAGUGUGAGCGCUUCCGAGAGCUCCUGGAGCUGAAGUGCCAGGUGAGGAGCGCGGGGGGCCCCCAGGAGCUGUAUUGCCAGAGUGCAGGGGCUAGAGGUGCCGAAGAGGGGGUGGACAAGGAGCUGGAGCUGUUGAACGAGGAGCUGCGCAGCAUUGAGCUGGAGUGCCUCAACAUCGUCCGGGCCCACAAGAUGCAGCAGCUGAGGGAGCAGUACCGCGAGUCCUGGAUGCUGCACAACAGCGGCUUCCACAACUACAACACCAGCAUCGACGCGCGCCGCCAUGAGCUCUCUGACAUCACAGAGCUGCCCGAGAAGUCAGACAAGGACAGCUCCAGCGCCUACAACACCGGUGAGAGCUGCCGCAGCACCCCCCUCACCCUAGAGCUGUCCCCAGACAACUCCCUUCGCAGGGGGGCAGAGAACCAGGGCGAGUCUGGGGCCUCCAGCAGCGCAGGGCCCAACAGCAGGAUCCUCAAGCCUCUGCUGUCUCCUGUCCAGGAGGCUGGUGGCCCCAGCAGAAUCAGGCCCUCCUCCUCUAAGGAGUCUGAGUGUGGCCUGCAGGCGGAGGGGAAGGAGCGUAAGCUGGGAGAGUCUACACACAAGCUGGCCCAGCCCCGCUCCCUGUACAAACACGCCCACAUCCCGGCCCACGCCCAGCACUACCAAAGCUACAUGCAGCUGAUCCAGCAGAAGUCUGCCGUGGAGUACGCCCAGAGCCAGAUGAGCCUGGUCAGUCUGGUCAGCCGCGGUGACCCCGUGAACCCCGAAGACAUGCUGGAUCCCAAGAUGGAGUGGAAGGUGAAGAUCCGCAGCGACGGCACGCGCUACAUCACCAAGAGGCCCGUCAGGGACAAGCUGCUGAAGGAGCGCGCCCUGCGUAUCCACGAGGAACGCAGCGGCAUGACCACAGACGACGACGCCAUCAGUGAGCUGAAGAUGGGGCGGUACUGGAGCAAGGGGGAGAGGAAGCAGCACGCGGUGCGCGCCAAGGAGCAGAGGCAGCGGCGCGAGUUCAUGAAGCAGAGCCGCGCCGACUGCCUGAAGGAACAGGCCAGCCUGGACGAUGACAAGAAGGAGCCCAACAUCAUUGAACUGAGCCACAAAAAGAUGAUGAAAAAGAGGAACAAGAAAAUCUUUGACAAUUGGAUGACUAUCCAGGAACUUUUGACCCACGGUGCUAAGUCGCCUGACGGCACGCGAGUGUACAACUCCCUCCUGUCCGUCACCACAGUGUAGUAGGCAGACAAGACAGGCCUGCGGUGUAAUGUACUGUAAAUAAUAGGACACUACGGAUUGGGGUACAGUUUCCUGCCUCGUUCAAUGUGGCAACAUUUUGUUAAUAUGAAACAGGAAAAGCCUUUUCUAAAUGAACUUUUGACCCCUACAGGCGGUUGGGAGAUGCUCCACAGAGUGUUCCACGGAUCGACUUUGAAGAUGAUUGACAUGAUAAGGAUGAUUAUCAGACUGUUUUCAAAUGCUUUCAGUAACUUUUCUACCUUUGUGCUUGCUCUUGGGGCAGCAGGUAGCCUAGUGGUUAAGAGCGUUGGGCCAGUAACCUAAAGGUUGCUGGUUUGAAUCCCAGAGCCAACUAGGUGAAAAAUCUGCCGACAUGCCCUGGAGCAAGACACUUAACCCUAAUUUCUCCUGUAAGUCGCUCUGGAUAAGAGUGUCUGCUCAACUGUAAACUCUUUUGAAUAAUAUUGAUAGUGUUUCACAACAAUAUUUUGGUUUUGGAAGGUUUUGAAAGUGUGUAAAGACUGUGCCAUUAAGUAAACAGCAGCCAACAUUUACAUAUUUUUUUGAUUUUAUUUCAAGUAUCUCUUAUCAGUAUUUUACUGUUAUGCAUACCUUUUGCUUAUUGAAAGAAAUAUUUAGCUUCAAGGUCAACACAUAAUCCUGAGAGGACUUUUGUAAAUGUAACUAAAACCUCCUCGUUCUCUGCAAACAAAACACUUCCGUUAUUGACGAUCUGAAAGGGGGCUGUUUUUCAAAAGUUAUACAUCCAGUGUGUAUCGUCUGUUACAUAUUCCACCUUCGCGUAUGUAUCAGGAUAGAGCAGAUCAUUUGUUGAAAUCAGAAUCUUUCCUUUUUGUUUUUAAGAGCACAGUGUAGUUGUCUUUACCUUUUGUAAGCCUCCAAAUAGCACGGCUUAACAAACCCUUAAUUAGGUACCCAAUUUGAUGUCUUGUAAAAUGAGAGAAAUAAUAAAUUAUUGUUUUAUAUUUGAUGAGCUUUAAAA
Molecule: messenger RNA, 5436 nt
Organism: Oncorhynchus kisutch (coho salmon)
Lineage: Eukaryota; Metazoa; Chordata; Actinopteri; Salmoniformes; Salmonidae
Product: E3 ubiquitin-protein ligase PDZRN3-B
Exons: 10
Coding region: 2172-4433 (753 amino acids)
Biological process (GO): protein ubiquitination; neuromuscular junction development
Molecular function (GO): protein binding; ubiquitin protein ligase activity
Source: RefSeq, a predicted model, not a curated record